This is a messenger RNA of Daphnia carinata, 2487 nucleotides long. RefSeq names its product glucose dehydrogenase [FAD, quinone]-like. The record is from RefSeq and is a predicted model, not a curated record. The transcript is spliced from 8 exons. Gene Ontology annotation, molecular function: oxidoreductase activity, acting on CH-OH group of donors; flavin adenine dinucleotide binding. Lineage: Eukaryota; Metazoa; Arthropoda; Branchiopoda; Diplostraca; Daphniidae. Bases 431 to 2332 code for a protein of 633 amino acids.
GGGCGAGAUAACACGCGGGUACGUCAGGGACCUACAGGUAACUACUCUAACCCCUUCUAUUUUUCCCCUGAAGGAAUUAAAGAUUCGUUUCCAUUGGGCUGAUUCUCCUCAGUUGUACGCAGGCCCCAAUGACCUAGACAGCGUGUGUUGCAUUCAUCCCUUUUCUCUUACUAUUUUUUUUUAUCCUUGAAAUCUUUUAGCUAUUCACAGUGCCGCUCCUCACGUGUGUGUCGCAGCCCAGUACCGAAUCGGUCGCGCGGCCAGGAGAGAAAGUUGAUUUGAUCCCCAUGGUGAUCUUCCCUGUGAGCCUCAGUUGCUGCCUAAAAAAAAAAAAUACGUAACGAAAAUUUUUUCGACCGGGGCUCCUUCCAGUCGUAGUUUGAACGCAGUCGCGAUCGGAAGGGUACGGGAGUCUUCUACCAAUUUUUUCAUGCAGUUUGAAAUCCCAAAGGGACAUGAAGAAACCAUGAAACACUUAGUCAACAGAAGAAUGUCCAUACGACGCUUGCUUUUGCCGUUGUUCUUGCUCAUGUCAUCUGGUCAUUUUCUUGCAUCCAGUAACGCCUUUGCUUGGGGUAAAGAUGAUCCGGAAGGACGGGUGAAAAAUGCCAGAAAAUACCUGACCGAAUACGAUUUUAUUGUUGUGGGAGCUGGAUCAGCCGGAGCUGUGAUUGCUUCGCGAUUGUCCGAGAUCGGAGACUGGACUGUGCUGUUAUUAGAAGCCGGAGGUGAUGAAACAAUUUGGUCGGACGUACCUGGCGCUGCCAAAUAUCAACAGUUAACUGAAAUGGAUUGGCAGUACCAAACAGAGCCGCAACCAGGCCAAUGCCUGGGUUUGAAAGAACACAGAUGCAACUGGCCACGAGGCAAAGUACUAGGUGGCUCGUCCGUCCUCAAUUAUAUGCUGUACGUGCGUGGUAACCGACGGGACUAUGACAGUUGGUCGGCCAUGGGCAACUACGGAUGGUCCUACGAAGAAGUUUUGCCCUACUUUAUCAAGUCGGAGGACAACCGCAAUCCUUACUUUGCCCAGAGCCCGUACCAUGGUGUUGGCGGACUGCUAACUAUCCAAGAGGCCCCUUAUCACACACCGUUAGCCUCUGCAUUUCUAGAAGCUGGCAUUGAAUUAGGUUACGAAAAUCGGGACUGUAACGGCGAAUACCAGACGGGCUUCAUGAUUCCGCAGGGGACGAUACGAAGAGGGAGUCGUUGUUCGGCAGCCAAGGCAUUUCUACGGCCGGUUCGUCAUCGUCCGAAUUUGCAUGUAGCUAUGCAAGCUCACGUGCAUCGUAUUCUAAUUGAUCCUCAUCUUCGGCGAGCCGAGGGCGUAGUUUUCCAGCGCAAGAGAAAAAUCUUUCAAAUUAUGGCUCGUAAAGAAGUGAUCCUGGCAGCUGGAGCUAUUGGCAGUCCUCAUUUGCUGCUUCUCAGUGGCAUCGGAGACGCUCGUCAUUUGCAACAAGUGGGUGUUCCCGUCGUCCAUCACUUGCCCGGCGUUGGCCGCAAUCUUCAGGACCAUAUCUCCGGCCGGGGAAUGGUCUACUUAAUUAACGAGACUGUCUCAUUAGUCGAGCCUCGUUUUUUCAAUCUACCGUCUUUGCUCAAGUACAAACGGUCACUAGAUGGCCCGUGGACUGCCCUCAGUGGUACUGAGGGACUUGCAUGGGUCAAUACCAAAUAUGCUGACCCAAAUGACGAUUUCCCCGACAUGCAACUACAGUUUAUCGCUGGUUCGCCAAUCUCAGAUGGCGGCAAGACAUUGCGACAUAACGAUGGCAUACGAGAUGAUAUCUGGGACGAGUAUUACGAACCCAUUUCGUUGGAAGAUACUUGGCAACCCAUUCCCAUAGUGCUACGACCCAGAUCCAAGGGCUAUCUUCUACUGAAUUCAGACGACCCAUAUGAUAAACCGCUAAUUUACGCCAAUUACUUUCAAGACGAAUAUGAUUUGAAAGUGAUGAUUGAAGGCAUGAAAAUCGGUCUGGCGCUAAGCCAAACAAGCGCUUUUCAGCGUUUCGGUUCGCGCUUUUACGACAAGCCGUUCCCUGGAUGCCAACAUUUACCGUUAUUUACGGAUGAUUACUGGGGAUGUUUCUUACGCCAUUAUUCAACCACACUCUACCAUCAAGCUGGCACCUGUAAAAUGGGCAAUAGCUCAGAUCCUACGGCUGUAGUUGAUCCUGAAUUACGCGUUUACGGGAUAGCAGGAUUACGCGUUGUGGACGCCUCCAUUAUGCCAAACGUCGUUUCAGGAAAUACCAACGCACCAGUCAUCAUGAUAGCAGAGAAAGCUGCUGAUCUCAUUAAGCGUUCGUGGCUGGGCUACGCAGGAUAACGACUGCCACCUUACAAGGAAAUCUUGGGAAAGAAAAAGAAAAACUCGUAACUUCAAACUUACGCGAUAAAACUUCACAUCACUCUGACGAGUGUCCUGUUUUUUAAGUAUUUAUAGCAAUAAUUCUACUAAAAAUUUUAUGUUGUACAUAUUUC